Molecule: messenger RNA, 1974 nt
Organism: Amborella trichopoda
Lineage: Eukaryota; Viridiplantae; Streptophyta; Magnoliopsida; Amborellales; Amborellaceae
Product: transglutaminase family protein
Source: RefSeq, a predicted model, not a curated record
CACUGCAUCAUUUCUAGCAAGCCCUCAGAAGAGAGAGAAACAGGAUUCCAAGAGAAAAGGGCUCAGUCUACAGAGAAUUUUUUAGAAAGAGCGAGCAAUUAGUAAUAUUCUAGAGGGAAGAUUUUAGAGAGAGAGAGCGGUGAGGCAGCAGGUUUAGAGCGAGAGGGAGAAUCGUCUGGUAUGACUGUGGAUUGCCGGCUCUCCCUUCAACUUGCUUUCCUCCCUUUCCAUCUCUAUCGAAGAGGCAGCACUGUAAUGGUUUCGACGCUGCGAUCUCGCUUUUGUGAAGCCAAGUAUGGCCCUGAUGACUCUACUACUACCAUCAUCAUCUCGGCCUUGAAGCCAAGCUCGGCUUAUUCACUUUCUUCUUCUCCAUCCAAGACCUUUGUUGCGGUGAUCCGCUCCAUUUCACAUACCAAACUGUAAAUCCCCUCUCUUAAAAACCCUAAUUUCCGUGCUCAAGAUCGUCGCUCAGCAUCCAAUGGCUUCUUUCCUUCAUCCGAUGGCCAUGACUGGUCAAAGCAGCAGGUCUCUGUAUCUUCAAAGGUAUGAUCGUGGUUGGAAUGGGAAGAAGAGGCUCCACCUCCUGGCUGCCUCCAUCACAAUGGGCAGUCAGACGAGGCAUCACCCCUCCUCCACCCCCGCUAUCGAGCAGGUGCAAAAGCUUGCGAGGAAAAUGUUUGCAGAGGAGGUCUCGUUUCGAUCGAAGGAUAAAGAUAUCUCAAUUGCUAAGGCAUUGUUAUGUGUUGCUGCUGAGGAUGAAGCCUUUAUGGCAUUCAAUCGUGAUAUGGAUACUCGCUCAAUAUUAAAUGAAAGGAGGGAAUCUACCUUCGCCAUUGAAUCCCAUUCUGAAUGGGAUAAACUUGAGGACAUCCCUUUGGCUGGCAAGAAUAUAUCUGGUUGGAUGACUGAGUUGGAUACAAUUGCAAAAGAAGUGGAAGCAGAGUUAGUCUCAAGAGACAUAGGUUGCCAUUUGCCUCAGGUUCUGGAGGCUGUAAAUAUGGUUCUUUUUGAGUCUAGGUGCUUUAAAAGAUAUCCUGUACUCGUAGAUUCAAAGCACUCAUACUUGCACUCGGUAAUAAGCUCUGGAAAUUGCAGUGCAAUUAUGUUUAGCAUCAUGUAUAUUGAAGUAUGUAUGAGACUUGGCAUUACCAUGGUAGGAGCUCGAGUUGGGGAAGAUUUUUUGAUAUGGCCCCAAACUGGAGAUUUUGAGGAACUCUUCAAGGUGUAUUCUGGUCGCAGUUUGUUUGCUAUAGUUAAUGGAAGAUGUGUUGAGGAUCCGAGGUCAAGGGCUUUUGACUUGAAUAGUAUGUCACUUUCAGGACUAGAAAUUGCAAGUAAAAGAGAUAUCAUUGGGAUUGCGUUAGCGAAUCUGAUAAGGCUUCAUUGGAAACGUGCUUCUAGGAUGAACCAUGGAUUGAUGUUAACCUCCCCGCUUAGACCCGUCAAUAAUGUCAGUGAUGCAUCAGUCAAGAAAGAUGGUAGUUCUAAGGCCCCUUUAUUGCGCCCUCAAGAGUUGAGGUUGGCUAUCAUGGCAUCAGAGAGGCUUCUGAUUCUGCAACCCCAUAAUUGGGCACUUAGAAGAGACCAUGGAAUGCUCCUGUACCAUUGCAGGAGAUAUGGAGAAGCCGUGCAAGAAUUGAGCAUAUGCAUGGCUUUUGCACCUGUGGAGGAGGCGGAGAUCUUGGAGCCAUUUGUGGAGAAGCUGCACCUACUGAGGCUUGAAUCAUCUUGGAAGUCUUUGGACCACUCCCAUAAACUAGCAAUCCCUUAGGGCGUUUCUUUCAAACUGUGAUGUCCAUUUUGAUUCAUUUCGUGUUUUUGCUCUCACUGGUUAUCGAGCGAUCGAUAUCUUUUACUUUUUGUCUCGGGUCUCAGUCUUACUUUGCCCUUCUUUAUGAUGUUGUUAGUUUGGAUCUGUGCUUUUACUGCUAUUAUGAAUUUUAGGAACCCACAUUUUCCAUUUGGUCUUGA